AUGUCGUUUACUGGGAAGGAAGAGACGGUGGCUGCAGUUACCGGAGACCGCAGAACACCCGAAUCACGAACUAAAGGGCAGAUGACUGAUGUGCUGAUAGCCUGUGUCGGUAAGGCUUCAGAGGACUGGAACCGUUAUCAUAUGGCUGCUAGAACAGUACUUACCUGCAAUAUUGUCACUCAGAUUUUUCUGAUCAGCGAAUUUAUAUUCUCCAAUUGCCUAAACAUGGUGGAGAAAUUUAAAGAUGCCCUGGAGCUUGGCGAAAAGGAUUCAGAGGAUGGGAAAUUGGGGAUAUUGGUGGCUUCUUCUGCUAAUAAGAUCUUUCAGCAGAAGACUGCGUUUGAGACAGAAGCCACCAAGUUCCAAUUACAACUGGGAACCCCCAAAACCAAAUAUAUUUUCCUGAACCCUGAAUUUCAAGUUGGAAUCCAGAGGCAGACUUCUUACCUACCUUUCUGCAGUGCAGAUGGCAUCCCACUGCCUCAGAAGGUUCUCUUCCCAGCGGAUAAGCUGGCUAUGAAUUGGGAGAGAGUUUCCAGAGUGGGAGCCGGACUUAAGAAUCUGGGGAAUACCUGCUUCUUAAACUCUACCGUGCAGUGUCUCACCUACACCCCACCUCUGGCUAACUAUCUGCUCUCUACAGACUAUACCUGCAAUUGUCAUCAGGGUGGAUUCUGUAUGCUUUGUGUAAUGCGGAAUCAUGUCAUCCAAGUCUUUGAAAACAGCGGAAGCGCCAUCAAACCUGUUUGCUUCACCCGAGACCUAGAGACAAUUGCUCCACAUUUCUGUCUUGGAAGUCAAGAGGAUGCACACGAAUUCUUAUGCUACACUCUUGACUCCAUGCAAAGGGCUUGCCUGAAUGGGUACGACAUGUUGGACCGCCAGAGUCAGGCAACCACCUUGGUUCACCAGAUCUUUGGUGGCUAUUUACGUUCUCGUGUGGAGUGUUCUGUGUGUAGGAGUGUUUCUGACACAUACGACACCUAUCUGGACAUUGCACUGGAGAUCAAGCACGCAAAAAAUGUUGACCGUGCUCUGGAAUUAUUUAUCAAGCCAGAAAUUCUAAGCGGAGACAAUGCAUAUAUGUGUGCACAAUGUAACAAAAGGGUUCCAGCUAGCAAGAGUUUCAGUAUCCACCGAGCCUCAAACGUCCUGACCCUGUGUCUAAAGCGGUUUGCCAACGGAGAUAAGAUCACUAAGUGCGUGGGUUACUCGGAAUUGCUAAACAUCCGUCCAUAUAUGUCCCAGAGUACUGGAGAGCCUGUUCUGUAUGGACUAUACGCUGUCCUGGUGCAUUCUGGGUACAGCUGCCAUGCAGGACACUAUUACUGCUAUGUAAAAGCUAGUAAUGGGCAGUGGUAUAAGAUGAAUGAUUCCCGUGUUCAUGCCUGCAACAUCGAGGUUGUGUUGAACCAGAAAGCUUAUGUCCUGUUUUACGAAAGGAUUCCAGAAUCCAGGAAACAUGAUGCUUCUGUGUCUAAAGGGAAGCUGAGUGAAGCCAGUGCUCUAAAAUCCACUUCAGCCACUCUGACAAGUGGACGUGAGGCCUUGAUCACCAUGUCACCCCCCUCUGCCAAAUAUCGAGUAACUGCCAAAAGGGCUAUCAAGCGGGGAAGGAGAGGAAGGAGAGGAAGGAGAAAUCACAUUUCCAGACCGCGCCAUGAGAGUUUGGGAUACACCCAGUCUGCUGCAGCUUCUUCUGGAACUUGUAGUAACUCCUAUAAAAGCAAAACUCCAGAAGCCAAUACAAAGCAGAUAGAGAAAGAUCCAGGAGUAACCCACCCACCCAGGAAACAAAAUGGGAUAAAGGAUUUAAAACAGGAUUCCUCUUACGUGGAGAAAAAGGGGAAAAUGGACUGUGAUACCAGGUUGGAGCAGUCCAGGAGUCCAGUCAAGGGCGUCACUUCCCCAGAACCAACAGACACCAAGAAAGCUGCCCAGAAGACCGUAACACGUAGCAAAAGCCAUCCGCAUGCAUCACACCAAAGCUCUCAAAAGAAAGCGUGUGAGGCAACGAAGAAGAAAGAAAGUGGCAAGCUUUUGAAAGAGGAGAGUCAGCCAAAUAAGGGACGUGAUGCUGCUAGAGGUCAGAGACUCGUAAAACGAGAAGAAACUACAGCCUCCGUGCUUGCGCGGGACAGCCAGGGUGGUCACAAGAGUCAUAAGCACGCUUCCAACGCGGAGAAGAAGCUGCCCCAUACAUCGUAUGGGGCCAGAGUGCUACGUUGGCUGUUGAGAUGCUGUUUACAGUGCUGGGGAUGCUAA
Messenger RNA from Spea bombifrons (plains spadefoot toad), 2265 nucleotides. RefSeq names its product ubiquitin carboxyl-terminal hydrolase 36-like. Bases 1 to 2265 code for a protein of 754 amino acids. Gene Ontology annotation, molecular function: cysteine-type deubiquitinase activity; cysteine-type endopeptidase activity. The transcript has 2 exons. Lineage: Eukaryota; Metazoa; Chordata; Amphibia; Anura; Pelobatidae. Gene Ontology annotation, biological process: regulation of apoptotic process; protein deubiquitination. Gene Ontology annotation, cellular component: nucleus; cytosol. The record is from RefSeq and is a predicted model, not a curated record.